AUGGGAUCCGCGAUUUCAAAGUGCUUAAACCGAGAGAAAAGAAGUGCAGUAUUUAUAGGGCCAAAGGACUCAGGCAAGAGAGAUAUAAUAAAAAUACUUCGAAAAGAUAAGACAGAACAAGCAGUUAAUAUGUACGAACAGUUCACGGUUAGAGGAAAGGGGUACUCCACUGAGAUAUAUGCCAUAUCAGAAGACCAGAAUCAUAUUAAUUUUUGGAAGUUUUAUACGCAAAACUGCAAUCUGGUGGUGUUUGUGGUGAACAUCAGUGAGGAAAAGCAGAUAGAAGAGUCCAAGAACGUUUUUGAGAACUUCUUUACCUCAUACGGGACAAACAAAGAGAGCAUUGCAUUUAUGCUGUGCAGGAAAAGGGAAGGAGAGACAGAGGAAAAGAGCACUUUGGAGGACCAAAGGAAUAGCUUAAAGUUUAAAGAGCACUUUUCAACAAUUGCAGGCCUGGAUAAGAAAUUGUUAGAGCAUAAUAUUAUAGUCAAUGAAACAACAAGCAGAAGUAAAUUGCUAUCUUUUAUAUGUAAUAAUUAUAGCUAG
This is a messenger RNA of Nematocida ausubeli, 546 nucleotides long. RefSeq lists its product as uncharacterized. Lineage: Eukaryota; Fungi; Microsporidia. Bases 1 to 546 code for a protein of 181 amino acids. The record is from RefSeq and is a predicted model, not a curated record. The transcript has a single exon. Gene Ontology annotation, molecular function: GTPase activity; GTP binding.